ACCAAUAAGCUAAAGACUAGUAAUAUAGAAAGUAUUUAGAAGUUAUGAAACUUGAUCCUAUAAGAUAUCUGGUGAGCUAACCAGAGUUACAAUUCACAAAACUUCAGCUAGCUUUCCUCUUCUUGCAGUAGGAUUCAAUAUGGCUUUGGCUGCUUCUUUUAUUUGCUUCCUUUUAUCUUUUCUUCUGAUCUUAGUUCAGGCAAAUGGCAGAAACGAUUCUAGUUGUCCAAAGUCCUUUUCUUGUGGGAAUCUUACUGAUCUGAGCUUUCCUUUCUCUCUUUCCACACAACCUGAUUGUGGAAUAAUCCCUCUAUCUGGUUGUGAUGCUAAACCUCAUCCCAGAAUCCAACUGCUUCCUGGAGGAGAUUGGUACUAUGCUUUAGAGAAGCAAUAUUCAUCAAUUUGGCUUGGGGACGCGAAGUUUCAAACGACAUUGAAUCAACACAAGUGCCAGGCUUUUAACAAAGAUUUCUUCCUUCCAAUCUCUCCUUCUGUUUCUUUCCCUAUACUUAAUCUUUACAACUUCUUCAAAUGCAACAGCACCACUAAUAAUACCCCGAGCAUUACCCAGAAGAAGAACGAUCAUUUUGCUGGUUAUAAAAUGUACAAUGGCUGUAAAGGCUUCAGCAUAUACUACAAGCUUCCCGGAGAUGAUGAUGUUAAAGACAUUCCAGCAGACAAUCUUCCUACCAACUGUUCACUUAUCAGAUUGCCAUUUCACUCUGUAUCCGGAGAUGGUGAUUUGUUUGACUUGUUAGGUCCCGAAAUUCAUGUAGAAUGGAAACUCUCUGAGGACUGUAGCCGAUGCCACUAUGGUGGAGGUCAAUGCCAGACUGAUAAAACCAACAGAUUUUAUUGUCACGAAGAUACAAACACAACUAGGGGUAGUACUGAUCAAAGAAAAGAAUCAACUCGAAGAAAUACAGUGGAGCUGAUUCUGGGUACAGUUUUUGGUGGAGUAGGAUCGGUGAUGAUAACUUGUGCAGUUGUAUACUUUAUCUGGCGUUACAAGAAGAGUAAAUUUAGUCCAUCCCACUUCCUCUCGACAAAGAAACUAUCAGAUAUUUUUAAUCACGAUGUUGAGGGAGGCAGUAUAUUCUUCGGUGUCCCAGUCUUCCCCUAUUCAGAACUUGAAGAGGCCACAAAUGAUUUCAAUUCCUCGAGAGUACUUGGAGAUGGAGGUUAUGGAACUGUUUACUAUGGAAAACUUAAGGAUGGUCGAGAGGUUGCUGUGAAGCGCCUCUACGAGCACAACUGCAAGCGAAUGGAGCAGUUUGUAAAUGAAAUUGAGAUCCUUACUAGACUAAGGCACAACAAUCUUGUCACCCUCUAUGGCUGCACUUCAAGGCGAAGCCGUGAACUACUCCUUGUCUAUGAAUACAUUCCUAAUGGAACUCUUGCUGAUCACCUCCAUGGUGACAGAGCGAAGGACGGAUUACUCACGUGGCCAAUCCGCAUGAACAUCGCCAUAGAAACUGCUGGUGCAUUGGCUUACCUGCAUGCUUCUGACAUAAUACACUGUGAUGUCAAGACUAAUAACAUACUCCUUGAUCACAACUUUAGUGUUAAAGUUGCAGAUUUUGGGAUUUCAAGGCUCUUCCCAAAUGAUGUCUCUCAUAUUUCAACUGCACCGCGGGGGACCCCUGGCUAUAUUGAUCCAAAGUAUCACGAAUGUUACCAGCUGACUAGUAAAAGCGAUGUUUAUAGCUUCGGGGUGGUUCUUGUUGAACUCAUUUCAUCCAUGCCAGCUGUGGAUAUGAGUAGGCAUAGCCAAGAGAUUAAUUUGGCUAACUUCGCAAUAAACAAGAUUAUAAAAUCUGCAUUUAACGAGCUGAUCGAUCCAUCUCUGGGGUUCGAUUCAGAUACCAAGAUUUGGGAAAUGGCAACUUCAGUGGCAGAACUGGCUUUUCUAUGCUUGCAGACAGAUAGGGAUGUGAGGCCUAGUAUGGUUGAAGUUUUGGAUAUUCUAAAGGAGAUUCAGACUAGUGAAUUUGACAAUGAGAAGAGAGCUAAAGUAGCAACAGCUCCUCCUUUCCCUGAAUCAGAAAAUUUGUUAUUGUUGAAGCAAGUCAAAUCACUACCUUCACCAAAUUCUUUGACUGAUAAUUGGUUUACUUGCUCUGAUAUAACUAGUACAACUAGUUAAAGUUCUAUAGCCCCCUUUCUUUAUGUUCUUGGUGUAAAUUUUGAGAGACUAUGAAUAUAGUACUGUCCUCUCUACCUCCACGAGGUAGGGGUAAGGCCUACACACUACCCUCUCCAGACCCCACUUGUGGGAUUAUACUGGGGAUGUUGUUGUAUGAAUAUAGUAUUGUGAGAAGUUUCUUGAACUAUGUAUCUAUGAGUGGAAGUGAUUCAAUUUUUAGUUUCAUUACAUAAGAAUUUAAGUUAUAUACAGGGCAGUGUAAUGAAAGUUUUACUAUAUUUGUGUAGUUUAACAUGUUGUUCCAGGCUUA
Nicotiana tabacum (common tobacco) is the source of this 2456-nucleotide messenger RNA. RefSeq names its product LEAF RUST 10 DISEASE-RESISTANCE LOCUS RECEPTOR-LIKE PROTEIN KINASE-like 1.1. The record is from RefSeq and is a predicted model, not a curated record. Gene Ontology annotation, molecular function: protein kinase activity; ATP binding. Gene Ontology annotation, biological process: protein phosphorylation. NCBI's taxonomy places the organism in Eukaryota, Viridiplantae, Streptophyta, Magnoliopsida, Solanales, Solanaceae.